Messenger RNA from Rotaria sordida, 195 nucleotides. The record is from the annotation of a GenBank genome assembly. NCBI's taxonomy places the organism in Eukaryota, Metazoa, Rotifera, Eurotatoria, Philodinida, Philodinidae.
AUAAAAUCAUUAAUAUCAGCACGUAUUGAUACUUUAGAACAAUUAAAUGAUCAAUUUAAUGAAUUUGAUCAAACAGUUCGUACAUUAUCUGAUUGGGUUCAAGAACAAACAUCUGAUCUUGAAUUUAUGCGUUCAAGAAAUAUGGAAGUUAGUGUUAAAAAUAAUUUACGAAAAUGCGAUGAAAUUAAAUAUUAA